Jaculus jaculus (lesser Egyptian jerboa) is the source of this 980-nucleotide messenger RNA. RefSeq names its product IFI30 lysosomal thiol reductase (gene Ifi30). Lineage: Eukaryota; Metazoa; Chordata; Mammalia; Rodentia; Dipodidae. The record is from RefSeq and is a predicted model, not a curated record. The transcript has 7 exons. Gene Ontology annotation, molecular function: oxidoreductase activity, acting on a sulfur group of donors, disulfide as acceptor. Bases 36 to 782 code for a protein of 248 amino acids. Gene Ontology annotation, cellular component: lysosome.
CCCAGAGCCUGCCUCCCUGCUUUAGCACCGGCAGUAUGACCCCGUUCUCUCUCAAGUUCCUGUCGUUGCUGCUACUGCUGCUGCCGCUGUUGAAGGUCCCAAGAGCAAUACGGGCGUCUCCUUACCAAGUGACCUCCGGGACGGCGGCCACCUGUAAGGUCCAGGACCUGUGUCUUCGGGGACCUGUCAAGGAACCACCUGCACCACCUGUCAAUAUCACCCUGUACUAUGAGUCCCUGUGCGGAGCUUGUCGUUACUUCCUAGUCCGAGAUCUCUUUCCCACGUGGCUGAUGGUCAUGGAGAUUCUCAAUGUUACCCUGGUGCCCUAUGGAAACGCUCAGGAACAAAAUGUCAGCGGCACAUGGGAAUUUUCAUGUCAGCAUGGUGAGCUGGAGUGCAAGCUGAACAAGGUGGAGGCCUGCCUGUUGGACAUGUUGGACAAGAACGUGGCCUUCCUAACCAUUGUGUGCAUGGAGGAGUUGGAUGAGAUGGAAAAGAAUCUGAAACCGUGCCUGGAGCUGUAUGCCCCACAGGUGUCACCAGAAAGCAUCAUGGAGUGUGCACUGGGGGAACGCGGCACACAGCUCCUGCACAUCAAUGCUGAGCUCACCAAUGCCCUGCAGCCGCCCCACGAGUAUGUGCCCUGGGUCCUUGUCAAUGGGAAACCUCUGAAAGACACCAGCCAGCUCCUGAGCCUCACCUGCCAGUUGUACCAGGGCGAGAGGAAGCCGGAUGUCUGCUCCUCCAUGGCUGACCCCCCCAGGGAGGUGUGCUUCAAGUGAUGACCAGCAUUCCAAGAGGGAGUUGAGACAGGAACAGCAAGAGCCCAGCUGUCCCCUUUAUCUGAUCUGCAGCCCUCAGAUAACUGGAAAGCUUUUAUGCAUCCCACAAAACUCAUAGCCAAAAUUCCACCCCCAACCAAGAGCCUUGCUUCACUAAAAAUGGUGCUGAAUGUAAAUUCAUUGGCACAUGUAUCUAGA